AUGUUCAAAAAGGUGCUUCUAGUACUCAGUGUAUCCUUGUCGAUGGCCAUUUCCGUGCCUGUGGCUGGUGGUAUUGGUCAUGGAUAUGGAUAUGCCGCAGCACCGGCGAUUUCUUAUGCCGCACCCGCAGUUUCAUAUGCCGCCCCAGCCGUUUCAUAUGCCGCUCCAGCAGUCACCUAUGCGGCGCCAGCUAAAGUAGCUGUAGCAGCCGCCCCAGCUAUUGUUGCAGCACCUGCAAAGGUUGCAGUUGCCGCCGCACCGGCUAUUGUUAAAGCCGUAGAACCCGAGCCAUAUGAUCCCAAUCCACAAUAUAGCUUCUCCUAUGGAGUUUCAGAUCAUUCUACCGGAGAUUCGAAAUCGGCCCAUGAAUCAUUAGUAAAUGGUGUUGUACAGGGUAGCUAUUCCCUGACUGAAGCUGAUGGUUCCAUUCGUAAGGUAACCUAUACCGCCGAUCAUAUUAAUGGUUUCAAUGCCGUUGUGGAAAAAUCCGGCGGAGCUGUUAUUGCCGCUAAACCUGUCGUGGCCGUAGCAGCUGCUCCAGCUGUUGCCAAGGUAGCUGUGGCCGCCCCUGCCAUUGCUAAAGUCGCCUAUGCUGCUCCAGCUGUUGGUUACAGUUACGGUGGUUAUCAUCACUAA
Molecule: messenger RNA, 636 nt
Organism: Musca vetustissima
Lineage: Eukaryota; Metazoa; Arthropoda; Insecta; Diptera; Muscidae
Gene: Cpr64Ac
Product: cuticle protein 21
Exons: 3
Coding region: 1-636 (211 amino acids)
Cellular component (GO): extracellular matrix
Source: RefSeq, a predicted model, not a curated record